CGCUGCUUGUUUGGUUUCUGUUGCUUUCUCCCCUGUGGCUGUUGAGUUGCGAAAUGGGUUGUGGACACUGCCCCGAGGACGAAACGGGGUUGUCCUUUUGGGCUUCCGAGCAUACGCACUAUAUUGCCUCCCCUGGAUGAUGCCUUCCUUGCUAAUUGACGGCCUGUAUCUGCAGACAUGUACUUGCAUUGAUUCAUCGAACCUGAGAAAGAACAAAGAACAAGAAAGACAAAAAGGAGUGUAUUUCGCAAGCAAGCAAUCAAAUUUUGCCUUGAGAUCUCGAUAUAUAUCUUAACACCAUGGCUACUGAAGAUGAUAACUUCGAUAUUGACAUCUACGGCGAUGGUGGUGGCUACAACGCCAACGACCAGGGGGACUACAAACCAGAAGAGGGAAAUAAACAGGAGGAUUCGGACCUGAUCCUUGAUGCCCCUGACCAGACGCAGAGUGGUGCUCCUUCGCAUUCUGACGGCGCUUCCGAGUCCACCGUGAAGAAUGACGGUCCAAACCCCAACGGUGAGCACGUAACACAGUCGACUACCGGCACUCCUCAGCAGCAGCAUACACCCAGCGAGACUCCUGCUCCUCAGCAGGGCGUGAAACGCAAGGAGCAUGAUGAUCGUCCGUCCGACCCGGACGCGACGCCUGCCUUGCUGGUCUCCGACCUCUACUGGUGGACUACGGAUGACGACGUCCGAGGCUGGGUGAACGAGGCUGGGUCCGAGGAUGAGCUGAAGGACGUGACCUUCAGCGAACACAAGGUGAACGGAAAGAGCAAGGGGCAAGUAUUCAUCGAGUUCACCACUCUCCAGGCGUCCACUGCGGUUAAACACAAAAUCGAGUCGUUCGGCUCGUCGGGCCGGAAAUAUGCCAUCGUGUACACCAACCCCCAACCGAACCCCUUCCGUACUCUCCCGAAAGAUGCCCCCAUGCGAAAGGACAACCAAGCUCGACAGAUGUCUCAGGGCUUCAACUCGCCCAACCAGAACGCCAACUUCGGAAUGAACAACAUGGGCGGAGGUUUCCGCGGCGGCCGGGGUGGCUACAACAACCGAGGCGGCAUGAACAACAUGGGCGGGGGCUUUGGCAACCGCAAUUUCCAGAACCCUAUGGGCGGCGGGUUUCAAAACCCGAUGGCCGGGGGCUUCCAAGGAAACGCCAUGGGGAUGCCGGGCUACGGGUUCAACAACCGGGGCGGCAUGAUGGGUGGCGGGAUGCGCGGCGGCCCUGGAGGCAUGCGCGGCCGCGGCGGUGGCGGUAUGGGCGGACCCAACAUGAUGGGGAUGCCGGCGAUGAACCCGAUGGGAGGGAUGCCGAUGAACCCCAUGGCCGGUGGGAUGGCCCCGAUGAUGGGUGGAAUGGGCGCCAACAUGGCUAUGCCAGGCGGCUUCCAAGCUCCCAAUCCCGGAUUCAACCAAGGCUUCUUCCCCAACCAAGGAGUCGGUGACGGGUCAUGGAACCCCCACGGCGCCAAGCGCAGCCGACAGGAAUGAACGCGACGUGCCCGCAUAUUUUAAUCGUUUCGGCUUUCACGCCAAUACCGUGGAGCAUCAGAACGGACCUUUUUCUACGCCACAUGUCUUAACUAUAUCUAUCACUUCUUAUUGCUAUGGGUUUGCGUUGCCUUUUACCAACUGCUUAUUCUUUA
Aspergillus campestris IBT 28561 is the source of this 1648-nucleotide messenger RNA. RefSeq lists its product as uncharacterized. Gene Ontology annotation, molecular function: mRNA binding. The record is from RefSeq and is a predicted model, not a curated record. Gene Ontology annotation, biological process: mRNA alternative polyadenylation. NCBI's taxonomy places the organism in Eukaryota, Fungi, Ascomycota, Eurotiomycetes, Eurotiales, Aspergillaceae. The coding region runs from base 300 to 1493 and encodes 397 amino acids. Gene Ontology annotation, cellular component: mRNA cleavage and polyadenylation specificity factor complex. The transcript has 3 exons.